AGCAAUUGAGGCAUAAAUUUUAAUUCAUUCCCUAACGUCUUGCUGAAUGGUAAUACUGUUUUCUUUAUAUUGCAGGCUGAUCAACUGACAGAAGAGCAGAUUGCAGAAUUCAAAGAAGCUUUUUCACUAUUUGACAAGGAUGGUGAUGGUACUAUAACAACAAAGGAGUUGGGAACAGUGAUGAGGUCACUUGGUCAAAACCCAACAGAAGCGGAAUUGCAGGAUAUGAUCAAUGAAGUAGAUGCUGAUGGCAAUGGCACCAUUGACUUUCCAGAGUUUCUCACAAUGAUGGCAAGAAAAAUGAAAGAUACAGACAGUGAAGAAGAAAUUAGAGAAGCAUUCCGUGUGUUUGAUAAGGAUGGGAAUGGAUAUAUUAGUGCUGCAGAACUUCGCCAUGUGAUGACAAAUCUUGGAGAGAAGUUAACAGAUGAAGAAGUUGAUGAAAUGAUUAGGGAAGCAGAUAUUGAUGGUGAUGGUCAAGUAAACUAUGAAGAGUUUGUACAAAUGAUGACAGCGAAGUGAAGACAUUGUACAGAAUGUGUUAAAUUUCUUGUACAAAAUUGUUUAUUUGCCUUUUCUCUGUUUGUAACUUAUCUGUAAAAGGUUUUUUCCCUUACUGUCAAAAGAAUAUGCAUGUAUAGUAAUUAGAACUCCAUUCCUUCAUGUUUCUUCUCCCUUUAUCUUCCUGUUAUUGUUCUGAUUUUUGGAAAAUUGAUCUAAGUAACAAAUGUUGCAUGUGGCUUACUCUGGAUAUUUAAGCCCUUCUGCACAUCUAAAGUUAAGUGGAGUUGGUCAAGUGAAGGAACAACAUGUAUUCAACAUGUUGAAAUGUGGAGUCUUAACUCUGUGUGGACUAUUGACAGUCAACAAUAUGAAACUUUAAAAGUUGCACUACUGCAAAACGGGUGUAUUAUCCAGGUACUCGUACACAAUUUUUUUUGUACUGCUGGUCUUGUACCAGAAAACAUUUUUUUUUUUUUCUUUCUCCUAUGGUUACUAUGCUUUUUAAACUUUGUUUAGCCACUUAUUUUCAAGAGAAUCUGCUUAUGGCACAAUUUGCCUCAAAUCCAUUCCAAGUUGUAUAUUUGUUUUCCAAUAAAAAAUUACAAUUUA
Messenger RNA from Gavialis gangeticus (Gharial), 1113 nucleotides. It is a transcript of the gene CALM2, whose product is annotated as calmodulin 2. The transcript has 5 exons. The record is from RefSeq and is a predicted model, not a curated record. Bases 181 to 522 code for a protein of 113 amino acids. Lineage: Eukaryota; Metazoa; Chordata; Crocodylia; Gavialidae. Gene Ontology annotation, molecular function: calcium ion binding.